Plasmopara halstedii is the source of this 975-nucleotide messenger RNA. Its product is annotated as fkbp-type peptidyl-prolyl cis-trans isomerase. Lineage: Eukaryota; Oomycota; Peronosporomycetes; Peronosporales; Peronosporaceae. The record is from RefSeq and is a predicted model, not a curated record. Gene Ontology annotation, molecular function: peptidyl-prolyl cis-trans isomerase activity. The transcript has 2 exons. The coding region runs from base 1 to 975 and encodes 324 amino acids.
AUGUACAGACAGCACAUCUUAACCCUUGCAGCCCGCGCCAGCCGCAAGAGUGCGCCUGCUUACCGCCAAUCUUGCUCGUUUCAUAACGUGAUACACACGCUUUCCAAAACCUCUGCCCGUCAUGACUUGCAAAACAUCGUAUUCCCGACAGUAUACUUUAGAGCUGCUGCUACUUAUAGCACUCAGUCGAAGGAUUGUGUUGUUGCGUUAGGCGAUCGCGUGUGUCUACACAUGGAUGGAACGCUGUCCAAUGGCAAGUCGCUUCCUAAAACACAAGAAGGAGCCCCCCUCAAAUUUAUUGUGGGCAGCGGUCAGGUGCUUCCUGGUGUUGAAGACGCUGUUUUAGGAAUGAAAAAAGGAGAAUCGAAGACAGUCACGAUUGAAGCUGUCCGCGCUUUUGGCGAAGAAAAGCAGAUCCUAACUGUCCCAAUUAAGGAGCUUAAUUUGCCGAAAAAAGAGCGCGAGAUGCUUGCUGUUGGUCAAGUACUAGAACUCGCGGGUGGUGAGCGUGCACGCAUUGUGAAAGUUACAGAAGAUAAAAUCGAAAUUGAUUUAGCUCAUCCUUACGCUGGUCAGUCGCUGACAGUUACGAUAGAGCUUGCGGGUCAUGAGCUGCAGACUGAUCUUCCUGGGGACGAGCGCCUCGUGCUUCCAGAAGUGAUUGAGGAGGGUGACAACGUUACGUUUCCUAUCCGUGGAGACACAAUGGUGAUGCACUAUACAGGCAAACUUGCCAAGGAUGGAAAGGUCUUCGACUCGUCUCGUGACCGCGGCCAGCCAUUCCACUUCGAGAUUGGUGUUGGCCAAGUCAUUCGUGGUUGGGAUGAAGGUGUCAUGCGCAUGAGUAAAGGCAUGAAGGCUUACCUCAACAUUCCGUCUGUCAAGGGCUACGGAAAAUCUGGUGCCGGCAAUGUCAUUCCUCCUGAUGCUGAUUUGAUCUUUGAGGUCGAAUUGCUGGACAUUGUGCGUCGUUAG